AUGUAUAUACCAUUCCCUCCCCGAGACCCCCGCCACCAUCUGUCCUCCGCCGCUGCAGCCGGCGCCGCCCGCUGGGCAUUGCGCCCGGAACCCGGUGCCGGCCCGACUCACUCCACCGCGGCGGAGCGACCUUCCUCCCGGUUCCUCACACAUCCCGAUCCUGAUGAGGUUGCCGCAUACCCCAAGCCCACUUCACGAAUCCUCCCAUCCAUUGCUGGCGUCUUGAACCAGUUAUCAUCGGUUGACAACCGAAUCUCAAGCCUUCGCAAGCGCGGAUCGUCCAUCCAGAAUACAAACAUCACGAUUGGCGUCACUGUCGGAAUCCUCCUGGCAGCCUUCCUCGUGGCUGUCUUCCUGUUCUGCCACAGAUACAGGUUCUCCAUCCGGUUCACCAGGAAGAAGAAGCGGCACCGGCGCAAGUUGGGAAGCUCCAAGAGCUCCAAGGCGUCGUCGGAUGGCGGCGCAGCACCCGCAGAAGCCCCCCCUCCGCCGGCGGGCUAA
Phialemonium atrogriseum is the source of this 501-nucleotide messenger RNA. RefSeq lists its product as uncharacterized. The record is from RefSeq and is a predicted model, not a curated record. The coding region runs from base 1 to 501 and encodes 166 amino acids. The transcript has a single exon. Lineage: Eukaryota; Fungi; Ascomycota; Sordariomycetes; Cephalothecales; Cephalothecaceae.